UUUACAUGCAUCUUCACAAACUAUAGCUUACGAUAACGCCAUACGAUUUACCCCUAGACUGCUAGCCACGCCCUGCUUCGUCCACUUUCUUUUAUUCAAACAGCGUGCCCCUGGUUAUUUUAGGCUCCAGUAGCUUAUGAAAUGUCUGACGAUAGCGAUGUUUCAUUGCCAAGGACUACCUUACAAAAAAUGAUCAAGGACUUACUUCCACCGGACAUGCGCUGCGCUAAUGACACGGUGGAGAUGGUCAUUGCGUGCUGCACCGAGUUCAUCCAGCUUCUGUCCAGCGAGUCUAAUGAGGUGGCGACGCGGGAGGGCCGCUCCAUCAUCCACCCUGACCACGUCAUGCGCGCGCUCACGGAGCUGGGCUUCCAGGAGUUUGUGGGCGAGGUGAACGCAGCGCUGCACACCUUCAAGGAAGAGACCAAGACGGCGCACUCGCGGAAGGCCGACCUGAGGAAGACGGGCGCCGAGCAGGCGGGGCUCACGGAGGAGGAGCAGAUCGCUCUACAACAGCAGAUGUUUGCAGCGGCACGUGCGCAGUCCAUGACCACGAGUGAGGUCGCCGCCUCCAUGACCGCCUCCUACGACCGAAUGGCAAUGGCGGCGGCGGCGGCAGCGGCGGCGGCGGGGGGCGGCGGAGGCGCCGGCGGCGCGGCGGGGCAAGCGCCAGGGAUAGCGCCAGGCCUUGCGGCGCCGAUGCCGCCGUUGCAGGGGCAGGUGCCGCUGCCGGAUGCGGCGCCGCCAGCUGAGCAGUAGCGUGGUAUACGCAUGCAGUUCAGGUCAUGUUGGCCUGAGUGCGUGGGGAAAGUGUGUCCUGCGAUGCUCGAGUACCGUAUAAGACAGCAUGAUAUCCAGACGUUGACCGGAAGUACUGACAGGUCCUAACAGACCUGGUAGGCCGUGCUUGUUAUGACAGACACGUACAGACACGUACACGAAUGUAGGUGCAGCAAGGCGUGCAGAAACGCAGGCAGGUGUUUAUGUAGCAGGGAUGCCGGUAAAAGGACUUGGUGACUAGUCAGGGACCGCUUGCGGAGUCAUCGUGGGAUUGUGUAUGUAGGGGGUUACCCGCCACACGGCCACAGUCAGCGUGGUGGACACAUAGAAGGACGUGGGAGCGGGAGGGGGGCAAGAUUGCAAGGAUUUGGAGUGGGAAGGCGUUGAUGAGAAUGGGGGGGAGGCAGGAGCAGACGGGCAUCCUACACCGUGGGCUGAACAUGCCGCUGCGUGCAGCAACGUGCAGGUGCAGCGGGUGCAGCUGGAUGGUAGACAGGUGGAGCGGUAAGAGCGCCGCGCGUUGCUCCAGGCAGGAAGGAGCGAGGAACACCCAAGCACUCGGCAUGCGGAUAUUACACGGCGGCGAGAUGUAUUAGUGUAAUGGCAGCACUUUAUUUGUGCAUUGCAUCCGUGUAAGAUGUGCAAAGUGCACCAUCCAAGGUGGCUGGUGUACAAGACGGCAUACAUUCUCUGGUGUCGGGGUGAGGCCGCGUUCCGGGCUAACCU
Chlamydomonas reinhardtii is the source of this 1506-nucleotide messenger RNA. RefSeq lists its product as uncharacterized. NCBI's taxonomy places the organism in Eukaryota, Viridiplantae, Chlorophyta, Chlorophyceae, Chlamydomonadales, Chlamydomonadaceae. Gene Ontology annotation, molecular function: core promoter sequence-specific DNA binding; TBP-class protein binding; protein heterodimerization activity. The record is from RefSeq and is a predicted model, not a curated record. The transcript has 5 exons. Gene Ontology annotation, biological process: negative regulation of transcription by RNA polymerase II; chromatin remodeling; positive regulation of transcription by RNA polymerase II. Bases 190 to 759 code for a protein of 189 amino acids. Gene Ontology annotation, cellular component: negative cofactor 2 complex.